Oncorhynchus masou masou (cherry salmon) is the source of this 2479-nucleotide messenger RNA. Its product is annotated as heterogeneous nuclear ribonucleoprotein M-like. The transcript has 11 exons. The record is from RefSeq and is a predicted model, not a curated record. Gene Ontology annotation, cellular component: cytoplasm; ribonucleoprotein complex; nucleus. Bases 540 to 2258 code for a protein of 572 amino acids. NCBI's taxonomy places the organism in Eukaryota, Metazoa, Chordata, Actinopteri, Salmoniformes, Salmonidae. Gene Ontology annotation, molecular function: mRNA binding.
CGUGUCAAGUGGGUGACACUGGACAGAAAACAUGGUGCAGUCUGUGGCACUGAAAGAGGUCAUCUUGGUGUCUGAUUGGGAAUUCGGGUUUCUGUAGCCAAUCCCAUGUGAUUGCAGUAGCUGGGAAAGUCCCCUUUUGCUGUGGAUUUGUUCAUCUGGGGCUUAAUCUAAAAUGGUGCCCAGCCCCCCAAGAGGUUGUAACAUGGCUGUUACAUGUAAUAGAUUUGAGCCCAUGUAAUUGUUUUUGUGGAACAGAUAUUUCCUUCAAAGGAGUGCAUUUUGUCUGGGACUUCUGCCUUUGUGUACAAUGUUAAGGGUUUAGAUUCACCAGACAACCUCUGUAUUUGCUAUAUUGUCUGGUGACCAGCUUUUAAGCGGUCUAAUAAUUUUGGAAGAGUAACUGACUGUUCAAGGCUGUGGCCAUACAAGUGAGUAGAAUGUGUUUGGCCCUUUCAUAAGAGUAAUUCAGCCCCCUGAAUACCAUUGUUCUCUACAGUGCCACAACUGAUUACUAACUUGAAUGUUGUUUUUCUACUUCAAUGAUGCUGCUGUGUGGUCUUCAAUCAACCAAGGGUUGCGCGGUUGUUGAGUUCAGGACUGAGGAACUGAUGAAGAAGGCUGUGGAGAAGGUCAACAAGCACAACCUGAAUGGGCGUCCCCUGAAGGUCAAAGAGGACCCAGAUGGUGUGAUUGCCCAGAGGGACGCCCACAGGUCCCAGGGUGGUGGUGGACCCCCCGGUGGCCAUGGUGGAAUGAACAUGGGCAUGGAUCGCAUGAAUAUGGAGCGAAUGAACAUGGACCGCAUGGGCCCAGGACCGGGCGCGCCACCCAUGGUCAACAUCCCCCCCAGCCUCAUGAACAACUCCAACAUCCCCAAUGAGAUCAUCCACGGGCUGCAGGCUGGCAAGAUUGGAAGCACUGUCUUUGUAGCUAAUCUGGACUACAAGGUUGGCUGGAAGAAGCUGAAGGAGGUGUUUGGCAUGGCAGGUGUGGUGGUGCGCACUGACAUCCUGGAGGACAAAGAUGGGAAUAGCAGGGGCAUGGGCACCGUCACCUUUGACAUGCCUAUUGAAGCUGUCCAAGCCGUCAGUAUGUUCAACGGUCAACUGCUUUUCAACCGGGUCAUGCAUGUCAAGCUGGAUGAGAAGUCCUUGCCAAAAGGAGACUUUGCACCACCUGAGAGACCCCCAGCACUACCACGUGGCCUUAGUGGCAUCGGGCUGGGACUUGGGCCUGGUGGCCAACCCAUUGACGCCACCGCACUGAACAGAGGAGGUGGAGGAAUGGGCAACAUGGGACCUGGGGGCAUGGAUAACUUUGGUGGAAUGAACAACAUGGAGCGUUUUGGACCAUCUGGAAUGGGCAGGAUGAAUGAGAUGGACCGUGGGCUUGGUGGUUCUUUUGACCGGGAGUUUGGUCGAAAUGAUAUGGGCAUGUCUCGCAAUAAUUUUGGAGAAUCCUUUGAAAGAGGAAUGGGGAGCUCACUGGGCAUGGACCGCAUGAGCUCUGGCAUGGAUCGCUUGGGUGGUGGAAUGGACCGUCUGGGUGGAAUGGAGCGCAUGGGGAUGGAGAGGAUGGACCGCGUGUCUGAUCUGGACAGGCUAGGGGGGUCUGGCUUUGACAGGAUGGGCUCUGGGCUGGACCGGCUGGGGCCCAGUAUGGACAGGCUUGGUUCUGGGCUGGACCGUAUGAGCUCCAGUGUGGACCGCCUGGGCCCAGCUGGGUUUGACCGCCUAGGCCCGUCCAGUUUGGAACGUAUGCCUGCUGGCCUGGACUUCGCAUCUCCCAUGGGUAUGGCGGACCGCAUGGAGAGGAUGGGAACCAACUUUGACCGCAUGGGGUCAGCCGGUAUCGACCGCUUCCCGGCCACCGGGCUUGACCGCAUGGGCUCCACCAUGGACCGCAUGGGCGCUGUCGGUGUUGGCGGCCAGUUUGACCGGCCAGCUGAGAUGGAGCGUGGGGGCUUUGGAGGAAAUGGCUUUGGGGGGGCCGGAGGUCCUGGUGCCAACGCCAGGAAGGGCUGCCAGAUCUUUGUCAGAAAUCUGCCCUUUGACUUCACCUGGAAAAUGCUGAAGGAUAACUUCAAUACAUGCGGUAUUGUCCAAUAUGCUGACAUCAAGAUGGAGAAUGGCAAGUCCAAGGGCUGUGGCGUGGUUCGCUUUGACAACCCGGAGACUGCAGAGAGGGCCUGUCGCACCAUGAAUGGCUACAGGCUGAAUGGAAGAGAGAUCGAUGUCAGAAUCGACAGAAAUGCGUAAUCGUCCAGUGUCAUUAUGGCCCUGAUAUUUGCAGCCCUGUAUCGACCUUUCCACAUUUCUUGUUUUUUAGGCAAUUGUAACUGCGCAAGUGUAUUUUUAGUUAGUUCUCGUCCCUGCAUAAUUUGUGACCAAAUUUAAAUUUCUUUAUAUUUUACCUGUAAUGCUUCACUUCAUUGCCUUUGAUCUAUAAGGUGUUUUGAUAAUAAAUAUCACCAUUGGAA